AUGGCAUCUACAUCUUCAAUAACGACGGACGAAUUUAAUCCUCGUUUCACCGUAGAUGAUGUCGGCGACCCAAAUACUGUACUUCGACCUAUUGAAGGAUAUCCGAGUGUGAAGAAACUUUCACUUUUUCGAAAUCUUGAACGUGAUAAAGAUGAAAUUUUACUUCUACCUGGAACAUACUUAGAAGUUAUUGAAAAAGCAAAACUAGGUGAAGGAUUACAUAUUAUUCGAAUGCGUGAAGUUAAUCCUUCUCAUGUUUUACUUGGACCACCUAUUAGGUUGGAGAUCACACAAAAUAUUGAAUUUAUUCUUGAUUCUGUUUAUGAAGUUAAUAAAGAAAAUGAUGUUGUUCCAAAAUUAUUCAUUGUUUUGCCAGAUCCAUUACAUCCAUGGAAUCAAGGUGACCCUAUGAAAAAUAAAUUUCUAUUGCAUUUCAUUAGUGAAUGUUCGAUUGAUAAUAUUCAUUUGGCAAAUUAUCCAGGCUAUCCUAUACCAUAUUCUAGUUUAUUUUUUGAAUUUUAUAGUCAAUAUAUGCAACAAUUUAUGAUACCUCUUGCAAAACAUCUAUUUAAAUGUCGUUAA
Rotaria sp. Silwood2 is the source of this 582-nucleotide messenger RNA. NCBI's taxonomy places the organism in Eukaryota, Metazoa, Rotifera, Eurotatoria, Philodinida, Philodinidae. The record is from the annotation of a GenBank genome assembly.